Molecule: messenger RNA, 1774 nt
Organism: Anguilla rostrata (American eel)
Lineage: Eukaryota; Metazoa; Chordata; Actinopteri; Anguilliformes; Anguillidae
Product: olfactomedin-4-like
Exons: 5
Coding region: 100-1518 (472 amino acids)
Biological process (GO): signal transduction
Source: RefSeq, a predicted model, not a curated record
CAUACUACUUCCUGAUGGUCACAUGAUAACGCUGCCAUGUGCGAAUACUGAUAACAAGUUCCCUACUUCAGAAUCAGUUGCUUUCUCCUCUCACCAACCAUGAAGACCUUGCGUGUUUACACAGUGAUGGCCACUGUGAUCCUCUCUGUCUUGGCACAGGUGACAAAGGGGGCUGAGAAAUCUCAGGAAUGCACCUGUGAGCUGAAUAAUUCCGGGCUCACCUUCCCCAUGGCUCGACUGCAGAACGUCCUGUCUGGUGCCACUGACUGCACCCGCAGGAUCACCUCACAGAAGAUGUCAGAAGUGAACAUUCUCCUGGACAAACUGCACUACCGCCUCCGGCAGCUGGAGGUCGAUGUGUUAGAACUGGAGGAUGAGAGUGACAAUGAUGGGUCUGCCCAAGAAGGGGACCUUUUCAUGGCAGUAGCCUUGCGCAUCAUUGAGAUUGAGCUGGCUGAAAUCCUGGACCUCAUUACAAAACUCAACACCACUACUACUGAUCACCAGGGCCUAACCGCAGACAUUAGCACAAAGUUGAAGAACAUGAGAAUGGAGAUGGAGUCUCUGGAGAAGUUUGACCACACAAACAUUGUAGAGAAACAGAAGAAGAAUCAGCAGCUGAUGAAGACCCUAGAACAAUGCCAGGCUGAACUGCAGGUGACAGUGGCCCCACCCAUUAUACCUGUGCCUGGAAACUGCAUCCAUGGGCACCUGCUAAACGUGACGGGUCCCAGUACCUACACCAUCACUCAAUACGGGACGUCAUACGCGUUUGGCGCCUGGGGUCGCGACCCCAUGCCUGUCAAAGGGAAGGAAGACUGGUACUGGCUGGUGGCCCUGACCAGCAGCAACAUCUAUGCCAACUACGUUCGCUGGUACAGCAGCCACAGUGCCAUCGUCUUGGGCGUGAAUGCCGAGGAUGUCUCCAUUGCCUCUGGGAACCCCACCACCAACACGGUGCAGGGUCCCAACGUGGCCAUGUACGGCGGCGCCCUGUACUACGGCUGCUACAACUCACCCUCCCUCUGCCGCUUCAACAUGACCGACCGUACCAUCACCACCGCUCCCCUGCCCAACGCCGGACACAACAACAAGUUCCCCUUCUGCCACCUGGCCACCUGCUACGGCUACACCGAUAUGGACGUGUCCACCGACGAGUCGGGCGUCUGGGUGGUCUACGCCACCCUCGAAAAUUACGGGAACGUGGUCCUGAGCGAGGUGGAGCUCGGCAGCCCUCCCACCCUGGGCCGCACCUGGCGCACCUCGCUACACAAGCGGACCGUCACCAACACCUUCGUGGCCUGCGGCGUCCUGUACGCCACGCGCUACGUGGACAAGCAGAACGAGGAGAUCUUCUACGCCAUGGACACGGUCUCCGGGCAGGAGAGGUACGGCCUGGGGCUGCGCAUCAAGAAGAUGUCCGACAACAUCCACUCGCUCAACUACAACCCCCGCGACCAGCAGCUCUACGUGUUCAGCGACGCACACGUUCUCACGUACCAGCUCAUCUUCGGAUGAAGCGCAUCCGCAACCUGCUCCCCAUUGCUGCACGCAUACUGCACGUAAACGCGUAUGGUAUGCUUAUUGACCGAAUGUUAAUGUUAACAGGUAUUCAUUAGAAUUUAAAAUAUUUUCAAAUAUAUUUUCAUGAUUUUCAACUGUGUCAUGAAUACAAGUCAUAUGUAUUGUAUUUGCAAGUCUUUCACAUUGUUCUCGGAAGCAUGAAAUUGUACGAGACCAUUGUAAUGAGUAAAUAAAACUCAUUUAAAUGCUG